This is a messenger RNA of Jaminaea rosea, 2364 nucleotides long. RefSeq lists its product as hypothetical. NCBI's taxonomy places the organism in Eukaryota, Fungi, Basidiomycota, Exobasidiomycetes, Microstromatales. Bases 307 to 2112 code for a protein of 601 amino acids. The transcript has 2 exons. The record is from RefSeq and is a predicted model, not a curated record.
ACACCCUCGAUUCCUGCCCCCGUCUUCCCUGCUUCCUUUCCCCUGUCAGCCCACAAAGACGACGCCGAUGCCGAAAGAGUGACAGCAGCAGCAAGUCCUUGCUAGCUGUGAGAGCACUCCGGUGUGUCUUGUCAUUUCUCUCUCUGGACACCUUUUCUUUCGUCCUCUUCCUCUCACUCCAUUAUAUGCUGCGAUCUGUCCCUCCUCAUCUCACCCUCUCAGCGCACACACCUCCUCUUCAGCACACUCCCUUGUGGCCUAGCUUCCUCUUCUUCAUAUCGCGACCGGUCCGGCAGCGCUAAGUCGAUGUUUCCAACAACAAGGGCGGCCGCCGGCGGGCGUCACUUCAUUACUAUUGCGGCGCUCCCAAUUUCAAUAAUCCUGUUCCUGGUCCUCGCUCUCAGCAGCGUCGCACACUCCGACUUGAUUCCCACUCGUCGCUCAGCUUCACACCAUCACAGAUUACUUGGUCCUCGCGAUGCGUAUGCGGUCCAGCGACUGCCCUCGGGCAAGGGUGUUGGACCCCACGUCACCUCGCUGAACAGACCAGCCGGUGCUGAGGGUAGGAACCUGCCUGUGCCCGGUCAUCCUGGUACUGAGGUCUUUACGUGGUACUCCAAGACGCCCCACGACGAGAGCGACGCCCGUGAUGCCUUCAUCAUCAUCCACGGCGUGAAGCGGAAUGCUGACCUCUACUGGAAGAUCCUCAACAACGCCUUUGCCAAAGGCCGUGACGCCAACUUUCCCGGCGCAGACGAGGACUCGAUCCGCGUGGCCCCGCUCUUCUUCUCAGCCGAACGCGACGCGGACGUCGUCAACAGCACCACUCUGGGCUGGGCGGAGCCAAACGCCUGGAUUGGGGGGGACGGAUCUACCAACCCCCCUAACAGCGACGUCAGCGUUUUCACUGUGCUUGAUGGCCUUAUGCAGCGCUUUGCCGACCAAGAGGCGUACCCUAAGCUGGAGCGACUGACCUUCGUCGCUCACGGAGGAGGCGCUCAGGUGCUGCAGCGCUACGCUGUUCUGGGCCAAGAUCCUCCCUCUGAAAGCAGUCUCAAAGUCCGCUACGUGAUUGGCGACCCCUCGACGAUGCUCUACUUCACGCGCGAUCGACCGGUCCCCGUCGAUACCUCUGACCAGGGAUGCCCUGCAUUCAAUGACUUCCGCUACGGCCUCGACGCCUAUUCUGCGCCGUACGCCAUCACCCCUCCGCUUGCACCUGGGAGCCUCUUCCAACGCUACAUGAGCCGUGAUGUUCGCUACCUUAUCGGCAGCAACGACACGCGAACGGACAAGGGCGAUCAAUUGUGUGGUGGGCACGCAGCAGGAGGGACAGCGAGGAGGGACCGAUCGUACAAUUACUGGUCUUACCUUCAUCUCUUGGCGGGGAAGACACCCGUACCAGACUACCCGGGCUGGUAUCCUAGCCUCGAUGCGGGCAAGAAAGGCCCUUCGCCCGACGUAAUCAAAGACAUCGCAUCGAAGGUUGGAGACUCAAAGAAGAGUACAGGCGAUGACGACGAGGACGGAAGCAAGGGCGAGAAGUCGAAGAAGAGGAAGAAAACGUCACACCAGCAGAACAAGGAUGAUGAUGAUGAGGGCAAGGGCGUCAAGAAUGCCUCGCCGCGCGUUGGCAAGAAGACCAGCAAGCAGGAGUCUAAGAAGAUUCACGCUGCGGCUGCUAAGCAUCACCAAAAGCACAACAACAGCAAGAACCAUACCAGUCACAAGGGUAAGCAGGCUCACAAGGCCAAGGACAGCAAGUCUCGCAAGUCCAAGGCCAAUCAUCAUAACGACAGCAACGGAAAGCGGGACGAGGACGAAGACGUGGACGACGUGGGCGACGACCUCGACUUGCUCGAUGAAGACUUCAACGGCGUGCACAUCGUGGAUGGAGAAGAGCUUCAAAAAGACGGUGAGGAGUCUCAUCUCUCAGCUCGAUCAGACGACGAAGCGGACGCCUCCAAGUACCCGGCCUCGGACCCAGUCGACCGAGCAGGCAUGACAGGCUCUCCCUUCAACCACCGUCUUUGGCAUGUCGCUGGAGCAGGGCACAGCGCUUCAGAGGUGUUGGGCUCGCCGGAAGGGCAAGAGGCCAUGUUUGGCAAUUGAAGAGUAGCGUAGAGGCUAGGAGCGCUGGACGCUUUCGCCAGAUCAGUCAUGCGGAUCCUCUCUCUUUGGAGGGAGGAACCAGAUACCCUCCCUAUCCAUCCUCGCUAGCUUGAUGGUUUGCAUAAGGAUCGGCACGCAUCUGCUUCGAUUUCACCAAUUGUUCCACUAUCUAUCGCAGUAAUCAGUCAUCGUUGUCAUUAUUUUCGAUGCAUCUGGUCUCGUCGUCGUCGUCAUCCUAACAGCGUUGGCAUU